AUGCCUCAGAAAAAGGGUCAAGUAGUAAUAAAAUCUGAUGAGUCGCCGCCAUGUUACGAAGCUAGUACCACUCAGCAUGUAGCAGAUGAGGAGAGAAAGCCUCCCAUUAAAGCUUUGCCUCGGGCUCCGUUUCCUCUAGAAUUGCCUGUGCUGUCUCAGCUUCGAGGGAAGAGAGUCAUACUUGCGUCGGCAAGUCCACGGCGAAAACAAAUCAUCUCUCUUCUUGGUCUCACGAAUAUUGAGGUUGUGCCCUCUACUAAACCUGAAAAUCUAUCAAAAGAGGAUUUGGGGGCAUUUGAGUAUGUCCUUCAAACUGCCAUUCAGAAAUGUCUUGAUGUAUACGCUAUCGCUCUCUCGAACUCUUUGGCCUCUAUUCCAGACCCAUCUCUCGUGAUUUCUGCCGACACUAUAAUCGUCACCACAUCAGGCCGUAUACUCGAAAAGCCACGCAGUGAAAAAGAGCAUCAUCAAAUGCUGAAAAUGCUCCGAGACCAAAAAUCACACAAAUGCUACACAGCAGUUGCAGUGCUAGCACCGAGAGAUGACGCCCGAGACCCUGGGUACAACAUCGAGACUACUGUAGAAGAAACCAAAGUGAUAUUUGCGGCAGAAGUAAGUGAUGAAUUGAUCGAGGCUUAUGUCAAAACGAGAGAAGGCGUAGAUAAGGCUGGAGGCUAUGGAAUCCAAGGGAUGGGUAGCCUUCUUGUAGAGAGGAUUGAAGGAAGUGCCGACAAUGUGAUUGGACUACCGCUGAGGCCUACCCUCCAGCUGAUUGAAAAAGUUAUUUACGAUCAGGAUGGGCCAGAGGGUUGGGAUGAAGAUGAGUAA
Blumeria graminis f. sp. triticale is the source of this 828-nucleotide messenger RNA. Lineage: Eukaryota; Fungi; Ascomycota; Leotiomycetes; Helotiales; Erysiphaceae. The record is from the annotation of a GenBank genome assembly.